UACAUCCUACCUUCCUCAGACCCCACUUGUGGGAUUACACUGGGUAUCUUGUUGUUGUACUUCGAUUUACUAACCUUGUUGUCUAUCGUGUUUCUUUUUUAAUUUGCAAGUAGCAUUUAGGAUCGAACCGUGUAGAGCUCCUUCAAGACGAUAUGGCAGCACUCAAGGAGCAAUUUCACUGGAAACUGUAGAGGAAAUGGCCGUACCGCAUGUUGAUGUUGAAAUUCCGGAGGAAAAAUCCAAAGACACAGUAGAGGAGUUGCUGUACAACAGAGAUGAUGUAUCAAAACUGAUGAAAAUGGAACGCAGGCCCGAUACUGAGGGCCUGGGUAAUCGGGACCGUUGGUUUCCGUAUUUCGAUAAAGUUAAGGCGGGAAAUGUGUAUUUGAGUAGUUCGGAGAUAUUGGAAGCAGUGAGUCCUUAUAUAAUGGAUUCAAGGAAAGAGAGGUUUCGCCAUGCUGUAAAGAAUCGGACAUAUUCAGUAUGUUUAGUGGUUGAAGGUUUGAGUGAUUUUGGCAACGUUUCAGCUGCAUUUCGCUCUGCUGAUGCGCUGGGCAUUCAGUCAGUCCAUGUUGUAGCUUGUGACAGUUCGAAAAGGUACAGGGAGAAUCGCCAUGUCAGCAUGGGAGCUGAGAAAUGGUUGGAUAUCGAACUAUGGGAUUCUGUUCAUGAGUGUUUCAAAGUUUUGAAAUCACGUGGUUAUCGCAUUGCAACAACACAUCUUGGAAUGGACACGGUUUCUGUGUAUGAUAUGGACUGGUCAUGCCCAACUGCAAUUGUUGUGGGAAAUGAACUUAGGGGAAUAAGUGACGAGGCUCUUGAAUCAUCAGACUUGCACUGCAGUAUUCCAAUGAAAGGCAUGGUAGAUUCAUUCAAUGUUUCUGUUGCGGCUGGCCUUCUUAUGCACCAUGCUGUCUGUGACAGAACUUCUCGCUUGGGAUGCCAUGGGGAUCUAACUAGCGAGGAACGUCAAAUCUUGCUAGCAGAGUUUUCUUUGCGCCACAACGAUACUGCAAUUAGAAUUGCUCAUGAAUAUUCAAAACGAAAGAUAGCUGAGCUUAAAUCCAAGCUUUGAGUAAGUGGUCAAAGUAGUUUUCAGAUGGAAGGUGUGCCUAUUGGCACGUAGCACCAGGUACUUCCCACCAAAAGUAAUGAACUAUAUUAUUAGCAUCUUUUUUCAUAUAUGAUUAUGUUUGUCAUUUCAUGUGUUUAGAUUUUGAAUGACUGUCGAUUUUUGUUUUUAAUUAUUGUUAGGUCCUCCAUGUAUAUGCCCAGACAUUUGACACAACCGAGCAGCUGAGCAUUUCCAUUUUGUUCUGAUGCAGCUUAGUGUAUAGCUUUUACUUUUGUACUUGUUUCUUCUUUCACUGAAAAGCCAUUUUUUAAGGAUUAAUGGUUUGUUAUAUUUGUUGACUUCUUAGAGAAAAUAGCUUACAAAAACGUUGAGGAUUUUGUUGCAAGUUUGCUUUGCUUAGUUAUCUUUCUUGGAUUCGCUUUCUCA
This is a messenger RNA of Lycium ferocissimum, 1501 nucleotides long. RefSeq lists its product as uncharacterized. The transcript has 5 exons. Lineage: Eukaryota; Viridiplantae; Streptophyta; Magnoliopsida; Solanales; Solanaceae. Gene Ontology annotation, molecular function: RNA binding. The record is from RefSeq and is a predicted model, not a curated record. Bases 197 to 1075 code for a protein of 292 amino acids. Gene Ontology annotation, biological process: tRNA guanine ribose methylation.